GAAGUGGCGCGCGACGCGAUGAACGCGACGAGCCUGUACGUGUCGACGUGUCGUCUGGUGCUGCAGGCGGAUGCCGAGGACCCCAACUCCUGGACGGAUCUCUACAGAUUGGUACCAUAUCUGCGACAGAGUCUCAGCUGUACCGUUUGUUCGAAUCUGCUGAUUGAACCGCACACGCCGACCGAGACCAACUGUCAGCAUCAUGUAUGCCGUGGGUGUCGUGGCGGCCGCAAGAAGCUGAAGCCGUCAUGUGGCUGGUGCAAGGACUAUGACAAGUACAUUGAAAACGUGCAACUGCGGAUAUUGUUGCAGUGCUAUAAGAAGCUGUGCGAGUAUUUAACCAGUACCGGGAUCUACCGUACCCUGUUGCUCACCGUCACGUCCGCAAACAACGCUACCACCAAUGGCGCGCCAUCCACUAUUGGUGCUACCAGUCUGAUGGAGAUUAUUCAGGAAGGUGCAGGCUUCAAGGAUGAGUUCAAGAGCAAUGCUGGCCUGUCCAAAUCUGCAUAUAGUAUUUUACCAUGCGUUUAUACGAGUACUACCUCCACUCAGACACAGGCGAAUAAUAUCCAGACCACUGAAGCAAUAUCCCAGAACAUACCUGAAUCGCCAACGAUUCGUACAGUAUCGAAUGGAUCCUCCAUAUAUUCCGUGAUGUAUGCUGGAUCUGGUAAUAAAAUUACUAUAAAACGGAAAGCGGCAGCUACGGAAGACACAGAAAACACGGGACAACAGGAGACAGAUGGAAAUCAGCAUGGCACUGUAGGAGGGUCUUCAGGCAGUUUUAAAAAGCCAAGAUCAAGUUCUGCUAGAAGUAAAAGAAAAGGAUGCAGAUGUGGUAAUGCUACCGCAAUACCUGGGAAACUUACGUGUUGUGGUCAAAGAUGUCCUUGUUAUGUCGAAAGUAAACCUUGCGUGGAGUGUAGAUGUAGGGGUUGCAGAAAUCCUCAUACAGCAGAUGGAUUAAAAAUCCGUCCACAUAUACCUGAACUUCAUAAUUUACAAUUACAACUGUCCACUUCUUUGGAUUGUGACGCGUUAGGUGGAGAUCCUUUAGGAUCUGUGCCGCAAUGUCUCUCGACGUCUCCUACAACGAUACAAGUAUUAAAUGUGUAUUCUACUCCGAGACUAGACAUUGACAAUGUACCACAGAAUUUACCUGCUGCCUUGUUAGUGGGUGAAGAUGCUAUGGUAAGUACUGAAAGUGAAGCGGAAGAUAGUGAUAUACAAAUCGAUGUGUGACAAAGUAUUUAAAUCGACAUCGCCGAAGGCCGUAUUGUACCAGUGAUCAAAGUGUGACGAAUGCGCGUUUCAACAUGGAAAGAACGCGUCAUGUAAAUAGCUCAAUUAGCACCAUUAAA
This is a messenger RNA of Cyphomyrmex costatus, 1364 nucleotides long. RefSeq names its product male-specific lethal 2 (gene msl-2). The transcript is spliced from 4 exons. NCBI's taxonomy places the organism in Eukaryota, Metazoa, Arthropoda, Insecta, Hymenoptera, Formicidae. Gene Ontology annotation, biological process: protein ubiquitination. The coding region runs from base 19 to 1245 and encodes 408 amino acids. The record is from RefSeq and is a predicted model, not a curated record. Gene Ontology annotation, cellular component: MSL complex. Gene Ontology annotation, molecular function: ubiquitin protein ligase activity.